AUGAAGACCACGAAGCGUCUCUCCACAACUACUAUCCGCGAUCUGCCCUUCGCCGACGACUGUGCAUGCAACAGCACGGCCAGAGAAGACAUGCAACGGAGCAUGGAUCUCUUUGACUCCGGUUGCGCCCACUUCGGACUGAUCAUAAAUACGGACAAGACGGUGGUCAUGCAUCAACAGCCAUCGACCGCUGGAUACAGUUCUUCUCGCCUCUGCGUCAACGGCAUAGAACUGAAGACUGUGGAUAACUUUAACUACCUAUGCAGCCCAAUCUCACACUGCAUCAGGAUCGACGACGACCCGGUCCACCAGAUCUCCAAACCCAGCCAAGCCUUCGGUCGGCUGCAGAACCCCAGGUGGAAUCGUCAAGGCCUCCAACUGAAUACAAAACUAAAGAUGUACAAGGUCGUCGUCCUGACGACACUUCUUUACGGAGAGGAGACCUGGACCGUCUACUCAACCACUUCAAUCUCAGCUGCCUUCGCAGAAUACCAAAGGUGAGAUGGCAAAACAGGAUCCCCGACGCGGAAGUUGUAGAACGGACCGGAAUCCUCACCAUCAAUGCCAUGCCGAGGCAACUGCAACUAAGCUGGAGCGGCCACCUCCUGCGGAUGGAGGAUACACGUCUACCACAGCAACUCUUCUUUGGCGAUGUCGCCACCGAUGCUCGCCGACUGGGAGAAUCGAAAUGACGCUACAAGGACACAUUGACGAAUCCUCUCAAGCGAUUGCAUAUCAACCCAGAGACCUGGGAGGACCUCGCCAAGAACAGGCCGAUUUGGAGAAGAGAAGUGAAGACUGGCUUAGCCAUCUACGAAGCAAACCGGAUCGCCACCGCCAAAGCCAAAAGGGCCGCUCUUAAGUUCCAGGCACCUCCGAUUCGCAACGUCGCCCCUCAACCCCACCCAACGUGCCCGCACAGUCAACGAACAUUUCGGCCGCAACUCGGUCUCGUCAGUCGUCUUCGGGCCCAAUGCACCAACCGCCUGACGACAUCAACUGAUGACUCCACGACCGCGCCUGCCUCAAUUUCCACGUCGACCAUAUCGGCACCCACCCUCACCAUUGCUGCUUCGAAUCCCCGUGCCACACUGCAGGCGGGUACUACCAUCUCCCCUACACUUGCCUUACCUACUGCAACGACGUCGAACACAAUCACCUCUGCCACCACCGCCAACGACCAAAACACUACUGAUGCCCUUACUACUACUCACACAUUCACCAUCACCAUCCCCACCUCCAGCAAUGUGGACUCGGUCCAUACAUGUCCUCAUUCCGAUUGCACAAUCGCCUCACGCACUGGCCUGGUUUGUCAUCCGCGAAUCCAUCGCACGAUAACUGGUGAACCGACAGUUGGACCGUCGUUGCCGACGAUGUCUACCGUGUGCUCCACAGCAAGGUGAAGGCAGGCACUGCGACUUGUGCGUGAAUUAGUUUCUAGUGGUAGUAGACUAACACGGCACCUAUCGCACUCCCCCUUCCUCCCCCACCUGGGCCCCGUGUCAAGAAAGAGUCGGGAAAACCGGAGGUAGGGGAGGGCGCAGGUGGCUAGCACGGUCGGACCCGCACCUAGACGUACUAACAUGCCCUCUGGUACACAACAAACAUUUGGCCAGGAUUUUAACAAACAACAACAGCCCCGCAACUGUUCGGAAGGACGAGGACGACUGGGCAGUCAUGCUCACGACCCGUAUAACCAGCGGCAGCGCAAGCACAUUUGCCGACAGGGAAUAAGGUGCCAGAGAGCUGCCAGCUUGCACCAGGCUGGCAGAGUCAAGAACAUCGGAGGUGGGAGAGGGCGCAUGUGACUGGCGCUACUAGGACCAGCACGCAGGCGUACCACCACAGCUCCUGGUCCACAACAAACACUAGAUCAGGAUUUUAAUCAGCAACAAAAUAAACGGGUCAGAAAAGGGACAAUGACACGUCAUUGGACACCCAUGCGCAAGACUUGGCAAAGGGGAUGUACUCAAAACUAAAGUUCCUCCAAGGCAAUUCGACUACCUCAGUUCGAUCAGCCUCCCAAUUUUUCAUACACCUCCGAGGUCGGAGAAUUCAAUCGGACGAAAUCAUGGUCUCCUUCGAUGUGACGUCGUUAUUCAUAUCCAUCCCACCAAACGUGGCCCGCGAAGUCUUGCGCAAAAGACUUGAAUAGGUGUACGAUGAGACUCAGAAUGCCCUCAAAGUUGAACACCUCGUGAGGCUGUUUGAAGUUUGCCAACAAACUUUUUUCACUUUUGCGGGAGAUACCUAUGAACAAAUCAAGGGAACCCCAAUGGGCUCACCGGUCUCCGAUUUGGUGGCAGAACUGGUCCUACAGGAGCUAGAAAAGAUUACCUUCAUUCAACAUGAACCGGUGUUUUGGCGCCGUUACGUUGACGACACGUUCGUCAUCGUAAAGAAGGGCAUGCUGCAACAUUUCCACAGUCUGCUCAGCGCAGUCUUCCCUGAUAUAAAAUUCACGAGGUAAGAAGAAUAAGAGCAGCAGUUGCCCUUCCUGGAUGUGCUAAUCAGACGAAACCUUGACGGUGAACUUGAAACGACGGUUUAUAGGAAGGCAACGAACACCACACAGCUUCACAGUCUCCACAGCAACCAUCCGGUGGCUCACAAACAAAGCUGUGUGAAGACGCUCUUCAAACGGAUCCAAACUCAUUGCAGCAAACCGGAGGACAGAGCACGUGAGGCCCGUUAUCUCAACGACCAGUUUGUGCAAAAUGGCUAUCCGAGGGCAUUCAUAAGUCGCUGUCUACGCGGUCGCCAUCCGAGAACUCGGACAUCAACGCCACCGACGAUAUGGCAUUCUCUGCCAUACAUCAAGGGUGUUUCAGAAGCGACCGAGCGCACUGCUGCGGAGUUGGGUGUUGGAAUCGCACACCGCCCCAAAGCCACCAUGCAUAACAGGGUCAUGAAAAUCAAAGACCGGUUAAACCUGAAGAGCAAUCUGGAGUGGUGUAUCGCAUCCCGUGUCAGAAUUGUCCUUGUAACUGCACAGGACAGACUGGACGCAUGCUCGGAUCGCGCAUACACGAACAUAAGCUGGCCGUGCGGCGAGGCGACGCAUUAUCACAAGUGGCCGCCCACACCUACGAAAUGGGUCACGAGUUUAACUUCGCGGCCACCAAAAUAGUCGCCCAUGCCGGAAACAAAACAGGUCGAGAAUUGAUGGAAGCCUGGGCCUCGGAUGAGAACUCUGUCAAUCGAUUUAUCGAUCUGGCGCCGGCGUACAGAGCCCUGUGUAGUCACCUCCAGUCGUGCGCCGUCGGUCGAUGAUUGGGCCUACAUGCCUCAUAACUGCCGCUUGUUCUGUUUCUGUCACUACCUCUGACGAUGGACUCUUGUACGAGUCUGAAAGCUCAGGAUAAUAAACGAAGUGUUCCGGUGCUCGAAUCUUCCUCUUCGCUUGUAUACCCAGCGGGGCGCAGGCGCAUUUAUCGGCAGAGGAUCAGGUGCCAGAGAACUGCCAACGCACACCAGACUGUUAGGCCCAUGGUUUGCUGAUCCUGGCAUGACAUACCUUUGCAAUCCUUAAGGUCCAGAAGGGCGACCCGCAGCCCUGCAUUUGCCUGGGCAAUCGUCCUUCAAGUUCUGGGUAAUCAAUCAGUCUUUGACUCAAGUCAUCGCGCCUGGUUCGUCUUGCUAUGAAACACACGGUGGAUAUCGUCGGGCACGACGGUCAAGCUAUCAGCACGCUUGUGAAUGCUACUUAUGAAGCUGUAUCAAACGCCCGUCAAGCCCUUGCUCACGCGUGCGGCACAAAUAUUCGAUUAGAUUCCGCGAGAGCCUUCCAACGUGAGAAGUGGCCAAUCAAAGUGCGACACACCACAAACCGGGAUAUGCCCACCGCGAAUGGCACACCACUAGCCAGAAGGUUUGAGAAGGGCCGGAACUCCAAUAAAUAGGUGAGAGUUGGUGAGGUAAGGGAUCCGCUGUUUUCCGCCGACCUACAAUAAAGUGUUUGUCUCCAGAACAGCCCUUCCUUAUCUUCCAUAGCAUCCGUCAGGAUAGAACCACGUGAUUGCAGUCGGAGCCUCAUCUUGAAUAUGACUAGGCAGUGGACCGUCCAGCCAUCGGCAUCCGGGAUCGUCUUGAUCACCAUCACUUCUAGGUGAUUGCGUCGCCGAACGAGAACAUAAUGCAGCAGGCGCCAGUGCAUUCAGGUGGCCUUCUUUCGCAUCGGCGGGCAGAAGAAGAUGUUAGUCAGCAGGAGGCAGUGUUUAGAGCAGAUUCGCAGGAGAAGGAUGCCAUUGACGCUGCAGCCGGCGGUUCCCUGAGGACGCAGCACUGCGGAUACGAACAUUGA
Molecule: messenger RNA, 4303 nt
Organism: Spirometra erinaceieuropaei
Lineage: Eukaryota; Metazoa; Platyhelminthes; Cestoda; Diphyllobothriidea; Diphyllobothriidae
Source: the annotation of a GenBank genome assembly